Messenger RNA from Suillus bovinus, 1464 nucleotides. Its product is annotated as major facilitator superfamily domain-containing protein. The transcript is spliced from 5 exons. Gene Ontology annotation, molecular function: transmembrane transporter activity. The coding region runs from base 133 to 1257 and encodes 374 amino acids. Lineage: Eukaryota; Fungi; Basidiomycota; Agaricomycetes; Boletales; Suillaceae. The record is from RefSeq and is a predicted model, not a curated record. Gene Ontology annotation, biological process: transmembrane transport.
ACGUCGUUUGAGCGAACACAUGAGCUUAUAUGACUACGGUGGUAUCAGGAGUCACUUUUCUUUAUCACGGAAUCACUGACAGUAUUGAAGUGGAGCCGUCUUUCUGAUCGCAUCGGACGCAAACCUGUCCUCAUGAUCGGUUUAUUUGGAGUUGGCAUCUCAAUGCUUUGCUUCGGACUCUCGACCUCCUUCUGGACUCUUGUCAUCAGCCGUUGUGUCUGUGGAAUGCUGAAUGGCAAUAGCGGAGUCAUGAGAAGUAUGAUGGGCGAACUCACGGAUUCGACCAACAUGGCGCAAGGAUUUGCUCUCAUACCUAUCACAUGGUGCUUUGGGAGUUUCUUAGGUUUUGUUAUGGGGGGAAUGCUAGCCCGCCCUCAAGACCGUUGGCCAAAUGUCUUUGCUGGACCAUUCUGGGCAAAAUAUCCGUAUUUCUUGCCCUGUGCUGUUGCUGCGUCAGUUGUUUCCGCGUCGUUCAUGUUCGUAUUUCUCCUGGAAGAGACAUUAGAGACCAAGCGCAAGCGCCAUAUACCUAGCGAAACCACAGGCGAUCAACUUUCGGAAGAAUAUAGGAGUAAUGGAUCGCACUCGGAGAAUAUGGCCAACGUCCCUCUGCGUUCGCUUCUCAUUCGUAGCAUCAUAAUUCCCAUCGUAAAUCAAGUUUGUCUUGCGUUUCUCGACAUCUGCAUCUUCGCUCUCAUGCCCCUGUUUUAUUCCACCCCCAACUACCUCGGCGGACUAGGAUUUGCACCCCAAGCGGUUGGGUUAUGGAUGGCGCUAUUCGGCAUUAUCGACGGUUUAUUCCAGGCGCUGUUCUUCGCCAAAAUCUUUGACUGGCUAGGUCCUAAACGCACCUUCUACAUCGGUAUAUCGUGUUUUAUACCCAUCAUGAUCACAUUUCCAGUAAUGUCAUGGCUCGUCUUCUCCGGAGGCGUUGAUUACAUGGUCUCGAUUGCACUACUGUGUCACCUUCUUCUCAUAGUGAUAUGGGACAUGUCUCUAGCGAGUAUAUUCAUGUUUAUCACCGCAUCAGCACCUACGAAAAAUGUUCUGGGUGCAAUCAAUGGCAUGGCUCAGAUGACACAGUCAAUCGCACGCGCAGUCGGUCCCAUGUUCGCCUCAUCUAUUUUCGCGUUCUCGAAGGAUCACAAUAUUCUGGGUGGUCACGCGGUAUAUGUUGUUCUGUGUAUACCUGCGGUUGGGAUGUUGUGGUUGGCGUCUUACCUACCCGAGGAAUUGCAGAAUAGGGAUGAUGAGUGAAAUUUUGCCUCGCGAGUAAUUCAUAUAGUAGAAGAUGAAUGAACUAGUAUAUGGUUGUGCCCUCAGCAAACCUCGCAUGCAGUCAUCCACGAAUGUACAUGAAUGAUACAAGAUGGAUAAAAACGAGCGCCCAUUGGUAAUGCAAGGAGGAACAAAUUCCUCGAAAGCGUCUUCCUGUUAGUUAGUAAGUCGAGUCAAUGCGGCAUG